Molecule: messenger RNA, 3848 nt
Organism: Pieris rapae (cabbage white)
Lineage: Eukaryota; Metazoa; Arthropoda; Insecta; Lepidoptera; Pieridae
Gene: fw
Product: CUB and sushi domain-containing protein 1
Exons: 18
Coding region: 193-3531 (1112 amino acids)
Source: RefSeq, a predicted model, not a curated record
UUCGUGCAUGCACGUGUAUACGACCUUAAUUCGGCAAGUGCUCGAAAUCCGAUACGUCAAAUGGAAAACUUUUACUUUCGCGCGUUAUAUUGAAAAACUGUUAGCGAUUAGUGUCUGUGAACGUGUGUAUCAUGCUUAAGUGAAACUUUGAAAAAAAAAAUAAGUUUUACGAUCGCUGGAAACCAUUGCAAAAUGUACUUAUGUUUAUAUUUUAUUACUUGGAGCGUUGCUUUCGUGUCAACUCAAGCCCAAGAUGAAAGGCGCUGUGGCCAUCCAUCUGUGCCGCCUAACGCAAGAGUAUCACUAUCAAAUAGUGAAAUUGUGCCUGGAACUCUGGCCACAUAUGAAUGUGACGAGGGUUAUGAACUCUUCGGAGGUCAUCAGAAAGAGUGCACCGUCAGAGGCGAUUGGAAAGGAGAUUCACCAUUUUGUGGGACAAAUGUAGCAUUCCGAAAGCCAGCAAAUCAAUCAACAACUGUACGGGGUGGUAUGGCAAGUAACGGUAAUGAUGGUGAAAAGACCACAGAACAUGACGGAAAACGCUGCACAGAGACCCAAAGGGAGGCUUCUCCGUGGUGGCAGGUCGAUCUUCUGCGGCAUUAUGCUGUGAAAGUUGUCAGAGUUACAACUAGAGGUUGCUGUGGUCAUCAACCGUUACAGGAUCUCGAGAUUCGAGUGGGAAACAGCAGUACCGAUCUCCAGAGAAAUCCUUUGUGCGCCUGGUUCCCUGGUACCAUAGAUGAAGGAAUAACAAAGACUUUCACAUGUGCUCGACCGCUUAUCGGACAACAUGUGUUUUUGCAACUUGUUGGCGUCGAAGGGUCCCUUUCGCUUUGCGAAGUCGAAGUAUUCACGACCGAGGAAUUUUCGAACGACCGAUGUGCGCCUCCCGGAACAUCAGCUGACGUGGAGCUGGCAGCUUUUUCAAGAACCUGCUACGAAUUUAACGUUGCCAAGGGCGCAUCCUUUGAAGAUGCGAGAAAACAAUGCCAAUCACAUGGUGGUGACUUAAUUAAUGGGUUUCAAGGUGCAACAUCAAGUUAUCUCAUUCAAGAAUUGGAACGUCGUAAAUCACAGCUGAAAACACAACUUGUAUGGAUAGGUGCACAAAAGGAGCCUGGCCUUACAUCAAGAACCUGGAAAUGGGUUGAUGGCGAAAUAGUUUCCAAGCCAACGUGGGGCAAGGAUCAACCAAACAAUUACAAUGGCGAACAAAACUGUGCCGUAUUAGAUGGCGGACGAGCCUGGCUAUGGAAUGAUGUUGGAUGCAACCUGGAUUAUUUACACUGGAUCUGCCAGUACCUGCCGCCAUCUUGUGGGAGUCCCGAUAAACUACUAAACACUACGAUCGAGGGGAACAGUUACAAAGUAGGAGCUACAAUUGCUUAUAAGUGUCCAGUAGGUCAUAUGCUGAUUGGAGACAAGACCAGGGAAUGUCAAAAAGACGGUUUCUGGUCAGGCGCAGCUCCUAGCUGUAAAUAUGUCAACUGUGGUGGCCUAUCGUCCAUUCAGGAUGGCGAAGUCACAUUAAUAGAAGGGCGUACAACUCAUGGAGCGAAAGCAGUUUACUCUUGUCGUGAGAAUUAUACCCUUGUUGGAGAACCUGAGAGGACUUGCGGAGACGAAGGUUUAUGGGGCGGAGAGACACCUAAAUGUCUCUUUGACUGGUGUCCUGAUCCUCCUCUUGUUACUGGAGCCACAGUCACUGUUGAUGGACAUAAAGCGGGGUCCUUAGCAUCCUACACAUGCCAAAAUGGAUUCAUUCUUUUUGGACAAUCGAGCAUGACAUGUACUCUGGGUGGCGUCUGGAGCGGCAAUACACCUUCCUGUAAAUAUGUUGAUUGUGGCACACCAGCUCAGCUCUAUAAGGGUUCCUUUAAGUUGCUAAACGGAACAACAACGUAUGAGUCUCUAGCACAAUUCAACUGUGAGCCAGACUACUGGCUGGCAGGAGCCGAGAUUUUAACGUGCAAUCGAGAUGGAAAAUGGUCUCAUGACAUUCCAGCAUGUGAAUUGAUAACGUGCGACACCCCAGAUGUUCCACCAGGGGGUUACAUGGAAGCCUAUGAUUAUAAUGUCCAUUCAACUAUCGAUUUUCAUUGCGAAAAGGGACAUAAAUUAGUUGGCGAGCACAGCUUAAUAUGUCAACCGGAUGGUGAAUGGUCGGGCGAAUCUCCAAAAUGUGAAUACGUUGAUUGUGGAAAGCUUCAGACAUUACCUUACGGCACGGCUGAAUUCCUAAAUAGCACCACUCACUUAGGAAGUGUUGUACAGUACUCUUGCACAGCGAAUUACCGCCUCGUAGGUCCUGUAAAGAGAGUGUGCUUGGACACCUAUCAAUGGAGCGAGUUCUCGCCUAGAUGUGAAGAGAUAAGAUGCCCUGAACCAAUAGUGGCUGAAAACAGCAUAGUAUCCGUCACUGGUAACGACCGAAUACACGGGCGAACACUCAUUCGUACAUCGGCCAGUUCAAAGCAGACAUACCAGAUCGGUGCUUUGGUGAAAUACCGCUGUGAAAGAGGCUAUAAAGUAGUUGGCGAGAGUUUGUCGACUUGCGAGGACAACGGACAAUGGAGCGGAGUUACACCUCGCUGUCAAUAUGUUGAUUGUGGCAACCCAGCUCGGUUACAAAAUGGCAAGGUGACUCUUGCGACGAAUGCUACUUACUACGGGGCUGCGGCCCUCUACGAAUGUGAAGAACAUUGGCAACUAGACGGGGUUUCGAGAAGACUGUGCCAAGAUAACGGCACCUGGAGUUCAGAAGCACCUGUUUGCAAAGAAAUUACAUGUAACGAUCCGGCAAUUCAAAUUAAGGGAAGCGUCGGUCUUAUAGUCGUAACGUCAACACUAAGUGUCGGCGGUGAAGCUCAUUACCGGUGUGAAAGAGGUUACAGUUUAAAGGGAAAUCAGACUCGUACUUGCUUACCAAAAGGGCAAUGGAGUGGAGGACCUCCUAUUUGCUUCCCUAUUGAUUGUAAAUCCCCGGGUACUAUGGAGAAUGGGCGCAUUAUUAUAUCAAAUAGCUCUACGCUAUUUGGAAGUUCUAUCGAGUACCACUGUCUUCCGCAAUAUCAAAGAGUCGGACCUUUCCUACGCAAAUGUCUAGAUGAUGGAAAGUGGUCAGGAGAAGAACCUCGCUGCGAGCUGGCCAAAAAUGAAGCUGCAGAAGGCGGAACUCUACCACUGAGCGUUGGAGUUGGCUGCGGCAUCGUUCUCUUCCUAUUGAUGUUACUGGGAGUAAUUUACCUAAGACUUCGCAAAGCUACACCUGUAAAGAAUACUGAAAACAUAGAAGGUGCUGAGAGAAAAGAAGACCAAAAUGCAGCCGUAAUGAGUUAUGCUUCACUACACGAUACACAUGGGAGGAAUAUAUAUGACCACGUAACUGACAACUUAUAUGAUUCUCCCUACAGUGGAAGCCUCGCGGAAAACUCUGCUUAUGGACGUCGGAGCGACACUGACUCAGCAUACGAGCCAGAACCUACUGGCCCCAAUGCAGUGGUCACCAUAAAUGGUGUUGCUGUUCGUUGAUAUCCCCUUAGAUCGAGGUCAGAUUAUGAGAUGGAUAUAAUAUUGGAGACGCCAGGCAACACACCAAGUCAUGCCAGAUGUCAUAGAAUUAUAAGGACAAUUGGAGAUUUUAUCGGAAACAUAUCUGAAAUAACGUUGCUUUCUAAUUACUUUUAUGCUGUCAGUACCGUUCCUUUGGUAUACCUGCUAUCUUAUGUUUUUGAGGAAAUUGCAUCGUCGUUUAGGCUUGUUUACAACUACAUUUUCCGUUAAAACAAGUUUACACGGACAAUUGUGUGAUUUAAAAUGAAUUAUUUCGUAACUAUUAAAUUCGGAAA